Messenger RNA from Eimeria tenella, 135 nucleotides. RefSeq lists its product as uncharacterized. The transcript has a single exon. The annotation marks the transcript as partial. NCBI's taxonomy places the organism in Eukaryota, Apicomplexa, Conoidasida, Eucoccidiorida, Eimeriidae. The record is from RefSeq and is a predicted model, not a curated record.
AUGGAGACGAGCUGCCUCGGGGGCGGGGGGCGUCGGGAGCUGCAGGAGCUGCGGCAGCAGCUGCGGAGCAGCAGCAAGGAGCAGCAGCGAGCAGCAGUGAAGGCUGUGGUGGAAAUGAUGGGCUCUGGAAAAGAA